AUGUCGACCAACGCCCGAUUCGACCCCAACUUCACUCCCUAUGUGAUGAACUCCAUGGGACCCAAGACCCCCGAGCGCGCUCGCGUGAUCUUGAGCUCGCUCAUCAAGCACAUCCACGACUUUGCUCGGGAGGUGGAGCUCACCCCGGCCGAGUGGAUGCUUGGCGUUGAAUUCAUCAACUCCAUCGGCAAGAUCAGCACGCCUGUGCGCAACGAAUGCCACCGCAUCUGCGAUGUGAUCGGACUUGAAUCUCUCGUCGAUGAGAUCGCCAACAAAAUCGUCACGGAGCAGGGUGUCUCCCCGACCUCCAAUGUCAUCCUCGGCCCCUUCUGGUCGCCCAAUGCGCCGUUCCGCAGCCUCGGUGACACCAUCAUCCAAGACCCCAACCCCAACGGCCAGGUCACGUACAUGCACGGCGUCCUGAAGGACAUGGAGACGGGCGCGCCGAUCGUCGGCGCCGUCUUGGAUAUCUGGCAAGCCUCGGCCAACGGACAGUACGACUUCCAGGACCCGGGCCAGUCGGAGAACAACCUGCGCGGCAAGUUCCGCUCGAACGAGAAGGGCGAGUUCUACUGGUACUGCUACCACCCGACGCCGUACUCGCUGCCGACGGACGGUCCCGCCGGCGUGCUGCUCAACCUCAUGGACCGCUCGCCGAUGCGUCCGGCCCAUAUCCACUUGAUGAUCACGCACCCCAACUACGCCACCGUCAUCAACCAGAUCUACCCCAGCGACGACCCCCACCUCGACAUCGACUCCGUCUUUGCCGUCAAGGAUGACCUCGUGGUCGACUUCAAGCCCAAGACCGGUGACCCCAAUGCCCAGCUCGACCUCGAGUACAAUGUCAGCAUGGCGCUCAAGAAGCACCACCCCAACCCGAACUCGGCGCCGCCCGUGUCGUCGUUUGAGCGCCAUGCGAAGCUCAACCAGAAGCUAUAA
Penicillium alfredii is the source of this 939-nucleotide messenger RNA. RefSeq names its product putative catechol dioxygenase. Gene Ontology annotation, biological process: catechol-containing compound metabolic process. The transcript has 2 exons. Lineage: Eukaryota; Fungi; Ascomycota; Eurotiomycetes; Eurotiales; Aspergillaceae. The record is from RefSeq and is a predicted model, not a curated record. Gene Ontology annotation, molecular function: ferric iron binding; catechol 1,2-dioxygenase activity. Bases 1 to 939 code for a protein of 312 amino acids.